Molecule: messenger RNA, 2622 nt
Organism: Ostrea edulis (European flat oyster)
Lineage: Eukaryota; Metazoa; Mollusca; Bivalvia; Ostreida; Ostreidae
Exons: 3
Coding region: 459-1337 (292 amino acids)
Source: RefSeq, a predicted model, not a curated record
AUAUGUAUCAUGACAGCUACAUAUUUAAGAGACCAAAUGAAAUGCAUUUUGGUGGCUAUUGUGCCUAUUGUGUCCUUCGUAUGGCAUUAUCUGUCUUGUUUCUGAUAUACAGCAUCGAGGUGAGUUAUUCUUGUUGCACAUACACGAAGUGUCUCGGAAAUAUUAACAUGGCUUCUCCGCCAAUAGCGGCUGAUUUACUGUUCUGAAUUCUUUUUAUUAUAAUUAGUACAACAAAGUUCUAGUAAAUCAAAAUCCAAAACAACUGAAAGUAAGUCGAAGACAACACCUCAGCAGAAAGUAUGUACAAAAUAUCAAGCAAGUAUCUGUAAACAUGUUCAUCUAUGUUCUGUGCCAUAAAACUAAUGAACGACUGUAAAAGUAUAAUUAUUACACUUUUGUUCUAUUGUAGAUCAAAAGUAAAUAUUUUGAUAGCCUAAUCGGAAAAGAAUAUCUUUGACAUGUCGUUUAUUACUCUGAAGAACAUAACGAAGAAGGAUGGCGAGUUUUAUUGCAAGGGGAUUCCUUACGCAGAUUUUGAUCGAACAGGCCAUUGGGGUAUAUGGAAUAUUGCACGCAUGUUCGAAGCUUGCAGACAAAUAAUUUUUCAACAAAAUGGUUUCUUCUUGAAUGACAUAAAACAAAGCAAAGGAUAUGUGUGUGCGUAUGUUGUUCGAAGACAAAGAUUUAAACUACAUCAAAAGCUACACGACAACAUAAGCUUGUUUUCUCAUUUCCUUCCUAAGAUUACAAAUAAAUUAGUAGAGGUGGGCAACUCCUCCUUUACUGCACACAGCGAGCUUACCGAUAACUUCUCUGGCUCAGACGAAGUCCUUGCUGAAAGUUUUACUAGAAUUGUGAAAAUUAACAUGAACAUUAAGCAGUCGACACCAUUAGCCAUCGAAACCAAACAAGAGUUCUCGGAUUUAUACCGCCAUCCUUCUGAAAUAUGGCAGACCAAAGAAGUAUUUCCUGACAAAAGGAAUGACAUUACUUCCUGUUUGUUUUCUAUUCGUGUUCCAUAUAGCGAUACGGAUAGAUUACAGCACAUCACACACGUCAUGUACAGUAAAUACUACAUGGAUUGUGCCACCAACGCCAUCAAGACUGGCUUCUAUCGCCAUUUUGUCGAUGAUAUUUGCUGGUACCCCACCCUUGAAGUGGACAUUGAAUAUCUUGGUGACGCAGCGGCAGGAGAGGUCAUCGACAUUCUUACAUGGCAGGGCGAAAAUGCCCUACAUCUUUAUUUCGAGACAAAGAGACAUGGAAAAGUUAUCAAUAAAGCUGUAUUUGUCAUGGGACGGGAAAAAUCCAGAAAAAACAGACAUUCAAAAAUGUAGAGAUGACAUGUCGUUCUAACGUUGCGCAUCAAAUGAAAUGAAGAGAUAAAAUUAUGGUCAUAAAUGUUUUUUUUUUUUAUAUUUGAUAUGUUUAAGGACAAUUGCAACAAACAGAAAUUAGAUGCAUGGUUAUAUAUAUAUACACACACACACACACACACACACACACACACACACACACACACACACACACGUACAGUUUGCCCAACUCUUUAUUUUGUAUACCUUAAAGGUUAUGAGAUUGAUCACUGUUCGUUAUCUGUAAAUACUAAAUUUAUAAAAUAUUAGGUACAUGUACUUGCAUAUUGUCUAUGAUGCUAAAAAUUUGAUAUAUUGUUCAUCCCUUAUAUCUCAAAUAAUUCACACUGUAUUGAACAUGAGGUGAAAUGUAUUCUUUUUCGUAUUAAAACAUAGAUUUAGUAUCCAUUUUCAUCAUUCUGAUCAUUUUCCUCACCGCUUGAACAUAUAUUUAUGGAUGUAUCAUUAAUUAUCAGAAAUUAGGAAAAAAUAGAAGAAAUCAUAAAGAAUCGUUGUCUAAACAUUAUUUGGUGAUGUAUGUGUUAAUAGCGUUGUUGUUUUUUUUGUUGUGUGUUUUUUUUUAAAUAAACAGUGCAAUUAUUAUUUAAUUUUGGAUUAGAUAAAUUAUCAUAUGUUACAUCGUAGACAAUUAGGCCUGUUGGUUUAGUGUACAUGUACUUCACUUGCUGCAAAAGUAACCGAUUCUUAAAUGUACAGUUGAUUAAUGACAUAUAUUAUCCAAAUACUAUAGGCCUACUACGCAAUAUUCAAAACGUUAAAAAGUUUAAAAAUUUGAAUUAUAAAACAACGUAGGCCCGUAGGAAGCAAUUUCACUUUGGGGGGGGGGGGGGGGGACCACACCAAAGUAAUUUACGACAAAAAAGUGAUAUCGACAAAACCAUUAGUAAAAAGAUAACUGCAUAAAUAUGUGCAAGCAUUGAGGUGUACGUCAUGUACAUAAAUCUAAUUAUGUACAUAGAAUCUAAUUAGUUUCCCAGAAAACCCCUCAACUUUAAUUUUAAGUUUUGUUUGGUUUUUUUUGGAGGGGGGGGGGGUGUUAAGGAUUUUUAAAAAUCUUUUUGUUUUUGUUUAUAUCUUUAUCAUUUUGUUAUCAAUCAUUUCUGAAUCAUAAGGUAUUUAGUACUCGGUAAACUUUCCAAAAAUUGCCAGUCUGUGUUCACUUUCACUUACGAACUCCUCAACUAUUUUUUCUGGAUUCAGUUCACCAGUCUCAUUUUUAUGAACAUGCAAUAAAAGCAAAUUGUUU